GGCAGACGUUAGAUUAGUUCACAGCAAGCAACAACGCAGCUUCGCAACAAUUCAUCUACACUCACGUCGAGUUUGCAGGCUGCAGCGCUUAAGAUGCGUCUCUUCGUUUCGGUCGUGUGGGUGGCGGUGGUGUGCACAGCUGAACCAAGCAUGCCGAGAUCAUCAAAUGUUCAGUGUCUCGGGAAACUGGUGGUGGACCUGCUGACAGAAAUUCGCGAUUCGUUCGGAUGCCAUGCAGUAACAAGAUGCCCCCCCAAUUUCGAAGACGUUGACGGAACCUGCCUCUACCUUGACAAAGCUCGGCAGAGCUCCUGGGUCGCCGCACGCCACGUUUGCUUUAAUUUGGGAGGAGACUUGGCCGUGUUUCCCGAUGCUAAUGCUUUCGCCUCCGCUCUACGGUACAUAAAUAGCGUCGUGAAUGAGGACGCAGAUGAGGUUCCUUACAUCUACGUAGGAGGGUCGGACGAGGAAGACGAAGGGGUGUGGAGGUGGCACACGGGGCAGCUCAUGCCCGUCGGCGCUCCCUUCUGGGGCUCCUCAAAAAUGCCGGGAAAAUCCAAACAGCCAGACGGGGAUCGACUUCAAAACUGCGCAGCGCUUAACAAAGGAGACCAGUAUUACAUGCACGAUGGAGAAUGUGACUUGCUUGCCGCGUCACUCUGCCAGAUUUAGUCAGUGGGAAAGAUGAGAAAAUGAUUCGGGGGGGGAGGAUGUUACCUGAAUGUAACUGGCUG
Penaeus monodon (black tiger shrimp) is the source of this 734-nucleotide messenger RNA. RefSeq lists its product as uncharacterized. The coding region runs from base 94 to 672 and encodes 192 amino acids. Lineage: Eukaryota; Metazoa; Arthropoda; Malacostraca; Decapoda; Penaeidae. The transcript is spliced from 6 exons. The record is from RefSeq and is a predicted model, not a curated record.